Messenger RNA from Penicillium canariense, 903 nucleotides. RefSeq lists its product as uncharacterized. Lineage: Eukaryota; Fungi; Ascomycota; Eurotiomycetes; Eurotiales; Aspergillaceae. The record is from RefSeq and is a predicted model, not a curated record. The transcript is spliced from 3 exons. Bases 1 to 903 code for a protein of 300 amino acids.
AUGUCUCUUCAACGGGUCGCUCGCACGGGUGUGCGACACCUGCGCCUCGGCGAUGCCUUGUCUUACCGGACUCGCGUGAUCGGGGUGCAGAAUCAGCUGCGCCACCUCUCUCUCGCUACGAACCCUCGAUUCUCAAUUCCGCAGGUCGGAUUGCUUUCUGCCAUCAACUCCCGUUCCUUCUCGACAGAAACCACCGAGUCUACUCCCAAGAAGCCCGCCCAGAAGUCCGCGAACAAGACGAAGGCCAAGAAGAAGACUAAGCGCCCAUUGACGGAGAAGCAAAAGGAGGCCAAGGAGAAGAAGAAGCGCAGUGAUCACAUCAAGCAGCUCAAGGAAACCGCUCUAGAGCUACCAAAGAAACUCCCCCAGAGCGCGCGCAGUAUUGCUACCCAGUACAAGAUCAACGAGCUGAAGCAACAGUCGCCUUCGCAGGCGCAGAAGGAUAUUUUUAAGGAUGCCGUUGAGCAAGUCCAGUCUCAGCGACUGGCUGAGGCCGAGCGAUUCGUCAACCAGGCCGAAGAAAACCGAGCUGCCAACGAGGCCUCCUACGAAGCGUGGCUUAAGCAAUAUACGCCCCUUCAGAUCAAGGAGGCGAAUACGGCGCGCAAAGCUCUCCGCCGACUGGGCCAGACCAAGUUCCGCACGAUCCAGGACGAUCGCCUAGUCAAGCGACCCAUGACUACGUUCUUCUAUUUCCUGAGCGAGCGCCAUGGGAGCGGUGAUUUCAAGCACAUGGCUGUGAAGGACGUGGCUCUGCGCACUGCUGAUGAGUGGAAGAGCAUGACCGACUCGGAGAAGCAGCCUUAUGUCGAGAAGCAACUCCGAGACCACGAGCGAUAUGUCCGAGAAUACCGGGAGGUGUACGGCGAAGAGCCUCCCACCCCCAAGAAGUCGGUGUCCUAA